Molecule: messenger RNA, 1533 nt
Organism: Chanos chanos (milkfish)
Lineage: Eukaryota; Metazoa; Chordata; Actinopteri; Gonorynchiformes; Chanidae
Product: zinc finger protein Pegasus-like
Exons: 3
Coding region: 152-1438 (428 amino acids)
Biological process (GO): positive regulation of transcription by RNA polymerase II
Cellular component (GO): nucleoplasm; nucleus
Molecular function (GO): RNA polymerase II cis-regulatory region sequence-specific DNA binding; DNA-binding transcription repressor activity, RNA polymerase II-specific
Source: RefSeq, a predicted model, not a curated record
AUUUGACUUGUGACCACAGUUAAGAAAGCAAUUGCCAGUAAAAAAAACUCGUCAUACAAUACCAUGACUCACGCAGUUUCUCAACUGCGAUAAUGUUUAGAAGCUAGCAAUCGUCAAGUAGAUAAAAAACUGAAAACACUUAGAUCGAAGAAUGGGCGAGAAAAAACCGGAGCCAUUGGAUUUUGUGAGGGACUUCCAGGAGUACCUCACCCAACAGACUCAACAUGUCAACAUGAUCUCAGGCUCUGUCGACGCAGACAAAGACCCAGAGAAACUUCAGGAUGGUAAGUGUGUUUUAGAUUUCACGGUUUUAUGUCUGGAAAACGAUUCGGUUGGCACCGAGGUGGAACAGAAUGGCCUUGACCAACCCUCCGUGGAGGUGUCCCUUGACGACGGGACUGGAAUGCUGGUGGAUGGUUUCGAGAGGACGUACGAUGGGAAACUGAAGUGCCGCUACUGUAACUAUGCUAGCAAAGGCACCGCCCGUUUAAUAGAGCACAUCAGAAUACACACAGGUGAAAAACCCCACCGCUGCCGCCUGUGUCCUUUCGCAUCUGCUUAUGAACGCCACCUGGAGGCUCACAUGCGUUCCCACACGGGUGAGAAGCCCUAUAAGUGUGAGCUCUGCUCCUUUCGCUGCAGCGACCGCAGUAACCUGUCUCACCACCGCCGCCGUAGACACAAGCUCCUGCCCAUGAAAGGUGCCCGGUCUUCGCUCUCCAACAAGAAGAUGCUCAGUGUUCUCCAGCGGAAGUCCAGCUCUCUGGCCUACAGCCGCCGACUCCUCAUCAACUUCAGCCCUCCCUCCAUGGUGGUACAGAAACCCGACUAUCUGAACGACAUGUCCCACGAGCUUACGCAUUUCCAUGCUGAGGUCUACGAGAACCUGGCCAAGACCCCUGGUGGUGGCGUCGGUAAAGAUCCUAAAGAUCACCUGUUGGAGAACCCUCUGAAUCAGUUGUCCACUCUAGCCGGACAGCUGUCUAACCUCCCCUCUGAGGAGGUGCAGCCCAGUUUGUCCAGGGAUGAGCUGUCUUGUCGAGAGGAGAAGCCCCUCCUGAUCCCCCAGCCGUCCGGGGUUCCUGCCGCGGUCUCGGCAAACCCCGCCCACCACCCCACCUCGCCUGCCACUCCCGAGCUUCGGACUCGCUCCCACAGGAAUUACAGUCCCACUGUGGGCCCUGGCAGUGAGCACAGCGCCACGCCCAGUGUCAGCAACAGCCAGCCCAGCACACCUGCUCCCGCCCUGGCCUCCAACGACCCACAGCAGCUGCACAGCUGUCGGCACUGUGACACCUACUUCACCGACAACAUCCUCUACACCAUCCACAUGGGUUGCCAUGGCUACGAGAACCCCUUCCAGUGCAAUAUCUGUGGUUUUAGGUGCAGGAACAAGUACGACUUUGCUUGUCACUUCGCACGGGGACAGCACAAAUAGUGAUUCUCCAGGGAGUCAGUUUCCGUAUACAUUUGGACUGUGGAGUGUCAUAAUUUAUCCCAGAGGUUGCUGUUUGCGGUUUAACUUUUAGUUAG